This is a messenger RNA of Drosophila melanogaster (fruit fly), 751 nucleotides long. RefSeq lists its product as uncharacterized. The transcript has a single exon. Bases 22 to 627 code for a protein of 201 amino acids. Lineage: Eukaryota; Metazoa; Arthropoda; Insecta; Diptera; Drosophilidae. The record is from RefSeq and is marked reviewed.
GUUUAUUAUUAUAAUUUUCCUAUGAUGGCAUGGCCGAAGGUUUAUUUUGUCGUACAGCUUAUUGGAAUUCUCUUUCAAAAACAUGUACUGAUGGCAGAAGAUUCUGCAGAGGACCAGAUUACCUGGCCGGAUGACAUUGCCGAGCCAACCUUGGAGUCUGAGUUGACCUGGCCCAAUGAACUUCCGGUAACAGUAACUAAUGGCAUGACUUUUCGCACCGCUCGAACCUUGGAUCAUUUCGAUGCUUUGCGAGACGAUGACGAGUUCAUGGAGAACCCGCAUAAAAAGGUUUUUGACGAAUUUGAUAGCCUGGAGCAUAGAUACCACAUCGUUCAUCCAAUAGGUGAAGAAAUAGCCCUCAAGCGGAACCCGCUCCCUGAGGAGAAGUAUAUCAAGCAGCCCUUCAAGUUCGGCUGCUGUCACAACUCCACAUAUGUGGGAUGUGCUGGCGUUUGUCCGGAGACAUGCGAAUACCGCUCCAAAUACUGUGUACCGCUUUGCGGACCGCCUUGUCGCUGUAAGCGUGGUUAUGUCUACAAUAUUCCACAUAGCGCAUGUACUCUGCGCUCCGACUGUCCCAAGGGGAUCGUUCAGAGUAAGAACGGGAUAUACAGGGUAUUUUUGUGAGGUGGAGGAUGUGAUAAGGUGAUUUGGGUUAGUGUGGUGGACUGAUAUAUGCUGUGGGUGUGCUGUGGUGUCGUGCCAAUUUCGUUUGUUCUAAUAAACCAAGAAAGCCGAAUGGAUGCAAGCU